AUGGUGCAAGGUGGUGAGAAACUGUGGCACAGAAACCACGGCAGCAGAAUCAAAAGCCUGGUGUGGGAUGGUGCAGUGAGCUUCCUGGCCCACACAGCAAGAACCUUCUAUUAUGAUCCUGAUCAGAGUGGGAAAGGCUGGGGCUGCUGCCUGGAGAAUUGGGUGGUGUCUGAUACCAGCUGCUACUUUACUUCUUCUGAAAGGAAAACUUGGAAUGAGAGUGAGAAGAACUGCUCUGGGAUGGGAGCUCAUCUGUUGGUGAUCAAAGCAAGGAGCUCUCAGCAACUAAUAUUACAGAAGCUGGAUAGAAGAUUUGCUUAUUAUGUAGGGCUGUCGGUCCCAGAAGGGAUGCGCCAGUGGCAGUGGGUAGAUCAGUCACCAUACAAUGGAAGUGUCACAUUCUGGCAUCCAGGUGAACCCAAUAAUCCUGAUGAGCGUUGUGUCAUAAUAAAUUAUACUGGAAAUGAGCGCUGGGGCUGGAAUGACAAUCAUUGUCAUGAACCUGAACACUUAGUUUGCGAGUUGAUGAAGAUCUACUUAUGA
This is a messenger RNA of Orycteropus afer afer, 543 nucleotides long. The record is from RefSeq and is a predicted model, not a curated record. NCBI's taxonomy places the organism in Eukaryota, Metazoa, Chordata, Mammalia, Tubulidentata, Orycteropodidae.